AUGUCGGUGGCUGAGCUGAAAGCGCAGGGUAAUGCAAGCUUUGCUGCGAAGGACUAUGAGAAAGCCAUUCAGCACUACACGGCUGCCAUCGAGGCUGCCAAGCAAAGCGGCGAAUCUGACGCUGUGCAUGUUCUCUACUCGAACCGCAGUGCCAGCUACGCUGGCAUGAAAAACUGGGACGCUGCAUUGAGUGAUGCCGAGGAGACAAUCCGGCUAAAUUCAUCUUUCGCCAAAGGCUAUGGCCGCAAGGGUAGUGCACUCCAUGGCGCUCGUCGCUAUGAAGAUGCUAUUGCCGCUUACAAGACGGGUCUUGAGAGAUGCCCCGACGACACUGCUCUUAAAAAGGGUCUUGCCGAUGUCGAGCGUGCGUCGGCGGAUGGAUUGCGUGGAGACCCCUCUGCGUCCAUUGGAAACUUAUUUCGCGACCCGCAGCUCUUUGACAAGCUUUCGCGAAAUCCUAUGACUGAAAGCAUGUUGCAAGAUCCAAGCUUUGUACAGAAGCUCAAAGAUCUCCAAAGCGGCAAAUCCAAUCCUAUGGCGGCGCUGCAGGAUCAGCGUAUGAUCCAGGUUAUGGGUGCGCUUAUUGGCGUGGACAUGAAGGCAUUUGAGCGCCCAUCGUCAGAGGGUGCGCAACCUAUGGAAGAGGAGUCAAUGCCAAAACCAACGUCAGCCUCGCGCAAGGAGGAAACCAAGAAGGAAUCACAGUCAGAGGCAAAGUCAGAGGCUGAGACGAAGCCUCUUGACCCUAAUGUUGCUGAAGCGGAAAAAGAAAAGAAAUUGGGCAACGAACAUUACAUGAAGCGUGACUUCGACGUGGCCGCACAGCAUUACCAAAAGGCAUGGGAGUUGCACCAAGAUAUUACAUACUUGAACAACUUGGGUGCCGUGUAUUUCGAGAAAGGGGAGCUUGAUGAGUGCAUCAAGACAUGUGAAAAGGCUGUGGAAGAAGGUCGCUCUAUGCUUGCCGACUACAAGCUCGUGGCGAAGGCAUUUGGACGCAUUGGCUCUGCGUACCUGAAGAAAGACGACUUAGAGCACGCUAUAACAUUUUUUGAAAAGUCGCUUACGGAGCAUCGCACCCCUGAAAUUUUGAACAAGCUCCGUCAGACAGAGAAAGAGCAGAAAGAACGUGCGCGUCAGGCGUACAUUGAUCCAGCCAAGGCCGAAGAGGAACGGAAUCGUGGCAACACUUUGUACAAGGAAGGUGAUUUUCCGGGAUCCGUUCAGGCAUACACAGAGUCAAUCAAGCGGAACCCGUCUGACCCUCGUGGCUACACAAACCGCGCAUCUGCAUAUACGAAGCUUGCAGCAUUGCCUGAGGCACUCAAGGAUGCCGAGGAAGCAAUCAAAGUGGACCCGAAGUUUGUGAAAGCAUACAUCCGCAAGAGCAAUGUGCUCUUUUCCAUGAAAGAGUUCACGAAGGCUCUGGAAGCAGCUAACGCAGCGAAUGAAGUCGACGAGACAAUUGAGGGUGGACCUCAACACAAGCGAGAAAUUCAGCCGCUUCUAACGAAGUGUAUGCAGGCGCUCUACGACCAGCGCUCAGGUGAGUCCGACGAACAGACGCUUGAGCGGGCGAUGCGCGAUCCUGAAGUCGUUGGUAUCAUGCAGGACCCUGUGAUGCAGACUAUCUUGCAACAAGCGCAGUCAAACCCUGCUGCUUUACAAGACCACAUGAAGAACCCUGGCAUCCGUGCCAAGAUCCAAAAGCUCAUCGCUGCUGGUAUCAUCCGCACUCGCUAA
Molecule: messenger RNA, 1743 nt
Organism: Malassezia globosa CBS 7966
Lineage: Eukaryota; Fungi; Basidiomycota; Malasseziomycetes; Malasseziales; Malasseziaceae
Exons: 1
Coding region: 1-1743 (580 amino acids)
Molecular function (GO): Hsp90 protein binding
Source: RefSeq, a predicted model, not a curated record